Messenger RNA from Uncinocarpus reesii 1704, 849 nucleotides. RefSeq lists its product as uncharacterized. The record is from RefSeq and is a predicted model, not a curated record. Gene Ontology annotation, biological process: phenylalanyl-tRNA aminoacylation. NCBI's taxonomy places the organism in Eukaryota, Fungi, Ascomycota, Eurotiomycetes, Onygenales, Onygenaceae. Gene Ontology annotation, cellular component: cytoplasm; mitochondrion. Bases 1 to 849 code for a protein of 282 amino acids. Gene Ontology annotation, molecular function: tRNA binding; phenylalanine-tRNA ligase activity; ATP binding. The transcript is spliced from 2 exons.
AUGCACAAGAACGAAAAGGCCAGGCCAGAAGAGAAGGGGUACACAAUCGUCGCCGACGUCUAUCGCCGCGAUGCGAUUGACAGGAGCCAUUACCCCGUUUUCCACCAGAUGGAAUGCGCACGUCUCUGGAAGCGUCCUGUGACGGCAAGUGAUAUUUUGAAGGACUUGGAUAAACUUCCUCGUCAUGAUGUCCCCGUUGAGGAUCCUAACCCAGCCUUUCAUCCCGAGAGGAACCCCUUGCAAGAUAAGCACCACACGCCCGAAGUGGCUGAAGCAAUUGCCGCCCAUCUGAAACGCUCUCUUGAACUCCUCAGGUAUUCUGGCAAGGGGAAUGGCUCGAAAUUCUUGGCUCCCGGAGUCGUCAAACAAGAACUCCUCGUUUCCUCCGACGUUCCUGACCAUAUUGGAUGGGCCUUUGGUUUAGGCCUGGAACGAAUCGCCAUGCUCUUGUUUAACAUCCCGGACAUCCGCCUCUUUUGGUCCGAAGAUCCUCGCUUCCUGUCCCAAUUUGAAGCCGGCAAAAUCUCCCGGUUUGCACCCUUCUCUAAACACCCUGCCUGUUACAAGGAUGUCGCAUUCUGGCUCAGGUCCACGAGCACACCUGCGGGCGGUGCUGCAGCGUUUCAUGAAAAUGACAUUAUGGAAAUCGUUCGGGAUGUCGCUGGGAACUUAGUGGAGGAUGUCGGACUGGUUGACGAGUUUAUGCAUCCAAAAACCGGGCGUAAAAGCCUGUGUUAUCGGAUCAAUUAUCGUAGCUUGGAGAAAACGUUGACCAAUAAACAGGUUAACGAGCUGCACGAAAAUGUAAAAGAGAAACUGGUGGGUAGAUUUGGGGUUGAGUUGAGAUAA